This is a messenger RNA of Rosa rugosa (rugosa rose), 2543 nucleotides long. Its product is annotated as cation/H(+) antiporter 4-like. Gene Ontology annotation, cellular component: endomembrane system; membrane. Gene Ontology annotation, biological process: proton transmembrane transport; regulation of pH. The record is from RefSeq and is a predicted model, not a curated record. Lineage: Eukaryota; Viridiplantae; Streptophyta; Magnoliopsida; Rosales; Rosaceae. Gene Ontology annotation, molecular function: antiporter activity. The coding region runs from base 1 to 2358 and encodes 785 amino acids. The transcript has 3 exons.
AUGGCAGGGAUGACUGGAAACAUAACAUCAUUGCAAUCUCAAGUGUGCAUUGAAUUACCUCCCAACGUACAUUCGCAGGGCAUCAUAGGUCUGGAAAAAGACGGUCCAGGAAUGAACUAUAGUUUUCCGAUAUUGGAGAUGCAGAUGAUCCUGAUUUUCUCCAUCACCCAAGCCUUCCAUUUGAUUUUGAAGAACUUUGAAAUUCCCAAGUUCACCAGCGAGAUUCUUACGGGUAUAGUCCUAGGCCCUUCAUUCAUAGGAGCCUAUAAUGUAUUCGAGAAGCACAUCUUUCCUCGUGACAAUCAAGCUAUAAUUGUAGUGCUGGGUGAAAUUGGUUAUGAACUCUUUCUGUUUCUAGUUGGAGUAAGAAUGGACCUGGAAUUGAUAAGAAGAACAGGGCGCAAAGUCAUGAUCACCGGUAUUUUAUGCGUGUUAGUCCCUUUUGUAACCAGUAUGGUCGUCCAAAACCAUCUCAUGAUCCCUGUGUUUCAGCUGACCAAAGAUCAAAUCUCUAAGCUUCCUUAUCUAACGACAUCAUAUUGCAUGACUUCGUCUCCCGUCAUUGUUCUCCUUCUUCAAGACCUGAAUCUCCUAAAUUCUGAAAUCGGCCGACUAGCUGUGUCCGCAUCAUCAAUCAGUGAAUUAUUUGGUACUAUCUGUAUCUGGUUUUCCUCCGUAUUGUACAGAAUGGGAAAAGUGAAACCUGUGGCUGAAACUUUAUUAGUUUUCGGAGCAGUUAUUGGCAGCAUGCUAGCAUUUCUGUUCAUAUUCCGACCAAUACUGUUUUGGGUGAUUAGGCAGACCCCGCAUAACAAGCCUGUUAAAAAAAACUAUGUCAAUGCCAUAAUCGUGCUGAUGCUUUUUGUAAUAAUACUGUCACAUUAUUACGGCCAUUCUUUCCAUUUCCUGGUUUUCGUAUUGGGUCUGUCAGUCCCAGCUGGACAACCUUUGGGAUCAACUCUUGAAGAAUUGCUCCAUGUCUUCAUUUCUCAAGUGCUUCUACCCAUUUAUGUGACUGCAUAUGCAAUGAAGGCAAAUUUUCGGUUGGUCGAUUUCAAUGACCCGGCCACAGUAAUCACUGCUAUUCUCAUCGUUUUCAUUUUUCUGCUCAAAAUCAUAGGCAGCAUGGUUGCUCCAUUGUAUUGUAAAAUGCCCUUGAACGAUGCAUUUGUGCUUGCUCUCAUUCUAAGCUCCAGAGGCAUUGUCCAACUUUCCGUCUAUACUCGAUUCAAAGACGAUCAGACUGCAAGUGAAUCGAUACAUGCUUUGAGUCUUGCUAGCAUUGUAGUGACUGCAACUCUUGUGCCCAUUAUCGUGAACCGCCUCUAUGAUCCUGCAAAGAAAUACAGAGUCUACGAAAGAAGGGAUAUUAUGCAUUUGAAACCCAAUGCUGAGCUCAAAAUUCUUGCCUGCAUUCACAGGUCAGGUAACAUUCCUGCAGUCAUCAAUCUACUUGAUGCAGCAUGCCCAUCUAAAGAAAACCCCAUUGAUAUAUAUGUUCUUCACCUCAUCGAAUUAAUUGGAAGAAGCUCCCCAGUUUUUAUCUCCCACCAAAUGCAGAAAAAGAGCAUUUCCAAUGGUUACUCGGACAAUGUCAUUCUUUACUUCAAUAAUUUCGUGAGAGAAAAUCUUGGUGCUGUUACCUUAAACAUAUUCACAGCAAUCUCUCCACCAAAAUACAUGCAAGAAGACGUAUGCACACUUGCAAUGGACAAGCACACAUCCCUUAUUGUGCUCCCGUUUCAUCGAAAAUGGGCGAUUGACGGGUCUAUUGAGUCAGACGACAAUGCAACAAGGACACUAAAUCGCAAUGUACUCGAAAGAGCUCCUUGCUCGGUAGGCAUCCUUGUGGACCGUGGCCAUUUAGGCCUGUCCACCUCUGUUGUGGCUUCAGCACAAUCAUUUUCCGUGGCUGUAAUCUUCUUCGGUGGGGAAGACGAUAGGGAGGCAUUAACAUUUGCAAAAAGAAUGGCCAGCGACUCGGGGAUUAACUUAACUGUGAUCCGAUUAGUUGCUGUGACUAAUGAUUUUACUACCGGUGGGGAAUGGGAUAAAAUACUUGAUACUGAGUUAUUGAAGGAGUUUACACACAGUCAGGCGGGUGAAGGGUUUGUGAUAUUUUUAGAGGAGUUGGUGAAAGAUGGACCGCAAACAGCAUUACUACUAAGGUCUAUAGUGGAUGAGUAUGAUCUAAUUAUAGUUGGGAGAAGGUUUCAGGCAGAGUGCCCUCAGACUGCAGGACUUUCGGAAUGGAGUGACUUUCCUGAGCUAGGGACUAUAGGAGACCUGCUUGCAUCAACCGAUUUAAACUGUAAAACUUCAAUUCUAGUGAUAAAACAUCAACUACAGAACACUUAAGUGAAGAGUCUGGGUGCAAAAGAUGUACAUAUGUUUCAAGCUUUCGCAGAUCACGUUAAUUUGAUGGUCUUUGGAAUUUUUUCACCUUUCUGAUUUUUAAUUUUUAUUUUUAUUUCUAUUUUUUCAUGUAACGCUUUCACUGAAAUUGAUAUUUGUCGAUACCUUACUGGCUCCUGAAGUUUCAG